AUGGCAGUGCGUGGCAAAAUUAGUGGUGAUGAGUGGGAUCGGGUUCCGGAUGACGAACUUGAAGAAACACUUGGAGAGAGACUUUGGGGUUUACGUGAAAUGUUUCCUGACUCAUUUAGAUGCAAAUUGGAAUCAUCAAUUGACUGGUCCGUGUGGGCUGCUAGACAUGCGUUUUCAUUCAUGAGAUCUACGUUAUGGAUCGUGUCAUCGUCUAUGAUGAUUUUAGUCUUGCCAUAUGUAAUUGAAAAAGAACGAUCUGAAUUUGAAAAAAGCCAGGUUGCUCAACAAAGACAGAUGCUCCUUGGUCCUAGUGCUGCUGUCAGCUCAGCCAAAAAUUAG
Messenger RNA from Thelazia callipaeda (thelaziosis nematode), 339 nucleotides. Lineage: Eukaryota; Metazoa; Nematoda; Chromadorea; Rhabditida; Thelaziidae. The record is from the annotation of a GenBank genome assembly.